Dovyalis caffra is the source of this 171-nucleotide messenger RNA. NCBI's taxonomy places the organism in Eukaryota, Viridiplantae, Streptophyta, Magnoliopsida, Malpighiales, Salicaceae. The record is from the annotation of a GenBank genome assembly.
CCAAAACACCAACAAGGCAACAAGAAAGUGAUCAAAGGAUUGAUUGGAGCAUUGAGCAAGAAGGUGAAAAGUGAGAUGGUCAAUUUCAAUACACUUAUUGCAAUCAAAGCAAUCAUUUUCAAGAAAAUUGAUACAAGAUCAUCGAAUAUGUAUCCAGUUGGAGAAAACCUA